UCACGUGGUCCGCGGCGCUGCGGUAGUGUACAGCAUGGCGGCUGCCGGUGGUUCUAUUACCGGGGACGGAGCUCCGGGAGAAAACCCGCAGGAUAGACCCGCCGCGGGGGAGCAGGAGGCCGGGGCGGGCGGGGAGAGCGGCCCGCGGGAGAAGCCCGUCUGUCUCAUCGUUCUGGGAAUGGCUGGAUCCGGGAAAACCACGUUUGUACAGCGUCUCACUGCUUUUCUCCACUCUAAGAAUUCUCCUCCGUACGUUAUUAACCUCGACCCUGCCGUCCACGAAGUCCCGUUUCCAGCCAACAUCGAUAUCAGAGACACGGUCAACUAUAAAGAAGUGAUGAAACAAUACGGUUUAGGGCCGAACGGAGGAAUCGUCACCUCUUUAAACCUGUUUGCGACUCGUUUUGAUCAGGUGAUGAAGUUCAUCGAGAAGAAGCAGCACAAUCAUCAGUAUGUCCUGAUUGACACACCUGGGCAGAUCGAGGUGUUCACCUGGUCAGCGUCUGGAACCAUCAUAACUGAAGCACUGGCGUCGUCUUUCCCCUGUGUGGUGAUGUACGUGAUGGACACGUCCCGCAGUGUGAAUCCCGUCACCUUCAUGUCCAACAUGCUGUACGCCUGCAGCAUUCUCUACAAAACCAAGCUGCCCUUCAUCGUUGUUAUGAACAAGACUGAUAUAAUAGAUCACAGUUUUGCGGUGGAGUGGAUGCAGGACUUCGAGACGUUUCAGGACGCUCUGAAUCAGGAGACGUCGUACGUCAGUAACCUCACGCGCUCCAUGAGUCUCGUGCUGGACGAGUUCUACACCAACCUGCGGGUGGUCGGUGUGUCUGCAGUAACUGGUUCUGGACUGGAUGAGCUGUUCGUUCAGGUCGCUGAAGCAGCUAAAGAAUACGAGACAGAAUAUCGGCCGGAAUACGAGCGUCUGCAUAAAGAGCUGGCUGAUGCUCAGACUAAGAAACAGCAGGAACAGCUGGAGCGUCUCCGUAAAGACAUGGGUGAAGUUUCGAUGGAGACGGCAGUAGAGCCAGAAGCGUCGGGUAUCAGUGGCCCCAGUGAUCUGAUCUUCAACAGAGGAAACCCUGAAGAGGAAGAGGAGGAGGAGAUGGACAGCGAUACUGAUGAUAUUGAUCACCAAGUGACGGAGGAGAGUAAAGAGGGCGUGGCUUUCGGGAACUUCCUGAAGGAGAGGAAGGAGGUGGUGCAGGUGAGAAACAGGAAGUCUCAGUGACGACGGCAGGAAGUGAAGGUUAGGAAGCUCCACCUCAGGUCUUCUCCCUGGACUCUGAGCUUUCUGAGGAUCUGAUUGGUGCGUCAGGCUGCUGGAGCUUCUUCAGAACCAACGAACAGCGCGUCAGGAUUUGUGUGGAUUUCUGAGGAUUUGUGUUUAGUUAAAGAGGGAAGCGUAGAAGCGUCCAGCUCUAUUUCAGUGCUGGAGAAACAGCAGAAGAUCUGAUCCCUCAGGAUUAGUUUAGCAUAAAUCUCUCAUUUCUUCAUAUAUUCACACAUUUAUACAGAGUGUCUGACUCAGACUGAUGCUAUUUGGAUAAAUAAGGAUUUACACAGAUAAACCUCCUCUCACUUCAUACUUAGUUUCUCAGUUUCUCACUUUUUGGAACAGAAAUACAGAACUUUAUUCUCCUCCUAAAAGCCUAAAGCUGUUAUUAGGAAUUCUUUUCUCAGUUUAUUUGUUAUUACAGUGUUGUAUUUAUCAGGUUUGUGUUCUCUUUAUAUGCUGAAUAGAUUAAAUCCAUUCCUGUGUCCAUAAACAUAAACAUGCACACUGCUGCGGUUUUGAUUUUGGUGUGAAAAUAAAUAUUUUUAUACAUGAGCA
Astyanax mexicanus (Mexican tetra) is the source of this 1834-nucleotide messenger RNA. It is a transcript of the gene gpn1, whose product is annotated as GPN-loop GTPase 1. The coding region runs from base 35 to 1231 and encodes 398 amino acids. The record is from RefSeq and is a predicted model, not a curated record. Gene Ontology annotation, molecular function: GTPase activity. NCBI's taxonomy places the organism in Eukaryota, Metazoa, Chordata, Actinopteri, Characiformes, Acestrorhamphidae. The transcript is spliced from 14 exons.